AGCCUAUCGUGGUAUAUAUGUGGUUGGCUUUUCUCUUCCACAACAAUCAUCGUUGGGCCUUCGUUAGAUAACAACAUCGGAACGAAAUACAACAGACGUCAUGUUUCCGUCUAUGAAGCUUGCCGUCUUCUUUCAAAAGGCCGAUGUCCAGUUGCUUCAGCUUGUCAUGACGUUAUGCCUGAGUUUACAGAUCGCUGCUUCUGCUGUGGUAGAUACCGGCAAUGCACGGGUCAAUUCAUUUUGUCCGAACGCACGGCUAGAAGAGGCGAUACCGUAUCUCAGUGACGCUGAUGGAGAGUUCUUAAGCGCUUUAGUACACUCUGACAAUUACUCAGAUAAUCUGUUUAUAACGUUACCAAGGAAACAACACCUAACUGUUUUAGAAAUAUCUAGACGAGUUAUAUACCCUGAAUCGGGAACUCUUUUGUGGACAGAAGGUAAUGAAACUUACUCGGAGGAAUUGUCUGAAAAGUGUCUCUAUCAGGGCAGUGUUGUGGGACGUCCGGACAGCAGUGUGGCGGUAUCACUUUGUGAUGGUUUGGUACGUAAUUUUCAUUUUAGACACAAAGAUUGUCAGAGGGGAAAAGAUUAG
Molecule: messenger RNA, 592 nt
Organism: Ylistrum balloti
Lineage: Eukaryota; Metazoa; Mollusca; Bivalvia; Pectinida; Pectinidae
Exons: 3
Coding region: 101-592 (163 amino acids)
Source: RefSeq, a predicted model, not a curated record